AUGCGGACGACUGCGGUGGAAAAGGCGUUACAGCCACCCGGGUCUGCUGCCGGCGGUGCACCGGUUUCCAAAGACCAUCCCUUGUCCAACGGUGUGCGACAAGCGAAGGCACUCAAUGAAGAACGUGUACUCAUGAUGGCCGCCAUCGCACAGGAGGUCGCUGAGCAAAGCGAUCGCUACUCCACCGAGCUCCAGAUGGAACUGAAGCGACUGGAAACCGAGAAUGCAGGGCUGCGUGAACUCCUGGAAAUCAGAAUGAAGGAACAGCCACGCCCACAGUCCUCCUCC
Molecule: messenger RNA, 288 nt
Organism: Dibothriocephalus latus
Lineage: Eukaryota; Metazoa; Platyhelminthes; Cestoda; Diphyllobothriidea; Diphyllobothriidae
Source: the annotation of a GenBank genome assembly